AUGGAAAUGGAAGAAGUUGUUGAGAAGAAAGAGUAUGCCCCACGAUUCAACCCAGGACUCGAAGAUAGGACCGUAAAUCUUGGACAAAGUGUUCAUCUCUCCUGUACUGUCGACGCGAUUCCGAAAGCGAGCGCAAAGAAAGAAGGUGAAGAGCCAUUCUUCACCAAAGGACUCGUCGACAUUUGGACUGAUCGUGGUGAUUCGUUCACACUGAAAUGCGCCGUGAAAGGCGAUCCGUUCCCGGAGAUUAAAUGGUAA
Messenger RNA from Cooperia oncophora, 258 nucleotides. Lineage: Eukaryota; Metazoa; Nematoda; Chromadorea; Rhabditida; Trichostrongylidae. The record is from the annotation of a GenBank genome assembly.